Trichoplusia ni (cabbage looper) is the source of this 6623-nucleotide messenger RNA. RefSeq lists its product as uncharacterized. NCBI's taxonomy places the organism in Eukaryota, Metazoa, Arthropoda, Insecta, Lepidoptera, Noctuidae. The record is from RefSeq and is a predicted model, not a curated record. The transcript is spliced from 6 exons. Bases 163 to 6276 code for a protein of 2037 amino acids.
CUUGAUUGUAAUUGGGUUGUAUAAUAUCAUUAUCUCUCUUUCAAGAUUCGUACUUCCUCAAUGUUGAAUUUUAAGUGUGGCAAAUCGCUAUCGUCAGCUAUCGCCGAAAUUAGGUGGGUGAACUUAUAUCUAGUGCGGGUUGUGAGUUGGGGCAAGGGUCAGAUGGCGGACAGUGCGCCUGCGACGGCGGCUCAGCGGCAGAGAGUCGGCGCGCACCACCGCAUCGGCAUGCGUCGAGUCGCGCUGCUAGCCCUACCGCGGCCCGCGGCCGCUACCGCUGUCGUUGCCGCUUUUCUUCUGUUUGCGUUCUUUAUUUCAACAUCUGCCGCAGUGUCGGCACAACAGUACAUUGUGUGUAAAGAUUUUAAAUCCCACCGGUGUCUAAUUUUGAAAACUGAGUUCAAAAAAGAUGUUGGCGCCGCGAGAAAGCUUAAUUUGGAUCUUGACAACCGUUGCUUCUUCAGUAGCUCGAAGCCGCAUCCAGGAAAGGGGAGGAAUAUUACGGUUACCUCUCUUGGUGACAAAUCUAAGAGGAAUAUAUUCUGUAAGUCCCUUAACACGGUGAAUGUACGGGCAAUAAAUGAGACUACACUAGAAAAGAUUUUGGAAGGGUUCUAUCGUGUGCGUCGCGAUGCGUCUUACUCUCCUCGCGGUCGAUACAGGGGGCAGACUCAGUCGCAAUAUUUAGCCAUAGACCGUGGAACUGGCAAAGAUGAAGGGAAAGCUGAAGCUCAUUCCGCUGCCGAUUCAUCUAGAGCCACCGUUACUGGCAACAGCGGCAUGGGACAAGCCCAGAGUCAGUCAAUGUAUGACCCGAACUGUGACGACUGUCUAGGUCGAUCUGAUUUAGGAGCAGAAAGCUUAAAACGCCCACCAGGUGCAAUAUCGCAUCAAGGCGGUUUACCAGGAAGUAAUGGUUAUUCAAAUGUACCGGGUGUAAUUGGUGGUGUUGAUGGUCCUGGUCAGUUAAACGAUAACAAAAAUGGAGGCUACGCAGAUCCUAACCAGCGAGGGCAAGCUGGAAAUGAUUACGGUGGUCGUUUUGGCCAACCUGGUGUCAACGGCGUUUAUGGACCAGGUAGGGACGGGACUCAAGGAGGUACACAGUUUUCCGUUCCAUCGCAAGUUGGAAAAAAUGGAGCGACCGGACCCAACGGAAUGAGCCCUCCAUACAAUUAUAACCAGUACGGAGGGCCUAAUGGUGAUAAUAAAGGCGGACAAGGAGGCACCAAUAACAUGGGUGCUUAUCCGGGAAAUCAAGGAAAUGGAUACAAUUUAGGCCCAGGUGGAACUAACGCAGGCGGUAACGUACCGGGAAAUCAAGGAAGUGGAUAUAAUCUAGGCCCAGGGGGAACUAACGGAGGUGGUAACGUACCGGGAAAUCAAGGAAGUGGAUACAAUUUAAGCCCAGGUGGAACCCACGGCGGUGGUAACGUACCGGGAAGUCAAGGAAAUGGAUACAAUUUAGGCCCAGGUGGAACUAACGCAGGCGGUAACGUACCGGGAAGUGGAUACAAUUUAGGCCCAGGUGGAACCCACGGAGGUGGUAACGUACCGGGAAGUCAAGGAAAUGGAUACAAUUUAGGCCCAGGUGGAACUAACGCAGGCGGUAACGUACCGGGAAGUGGAUACAAUUUAGGCCCAGGUGGAACCCACGGAGGUGGUAACGUACCGGGAAGUCAAGGAAAUGGAUACAAUAUAGGCCCAGGUGGAACCCACGGAGGUGGUAACGUACCGGGAAGUCAAGGAAAUGGAUACAAUUUAGGCCCAGGUGGAACCCACGGAGGUGGUAACGUACCGGGGAGUCAAGGAAAUGGAUACAAUAUAGGCCCAGGUGGAACCCACGGAGGUGGUAACGUACCGGGAAGUCAAGGAAAUGGAUACAAUUUAGGCCCGGGUGGAACCCACGGAGGUGGUAAAGUACCAGGAAAUCAAGGAAAUGGAUACAAUUUAGGCCCAGGUGGAACUAGCGCAGGCGGUAACGUACCGGGAAAUCAAGGAAGUGGAUAUAAUCUAGGCCCAGGGGGAACUAACGGAGGUGGUAACUUACCGGGAAAUCAAGGAAGUGGAUACAAUUUAGGUCCAGGUGGAACCCACGGAGGUGGUAACGUACCGGGAAGUCAAGGAAAUGGAUACAAUUUAGGCCCAGGUGGAACCCACGGAGGUGGUAACGUACCGGGAAAUCAAGGAAAUGGAUACAAUUUAGGACCCGGUGGAACUAACGCAGGCGGUAACGUACCGGGAAGUCAAGGAAAUGGAUAUAAUCCAAGCCCAGGGGGAACGACUGGUGGCGGCAAUAUGCCACCUGGUUCUCUAAGACAACCCCAAAAUGGAGGAGGGCAGUACGGUGAAAAUAGUAAUCCUGUAAGCACAGGAAUAUAUCCCAAUCAGGGUGGCAAUCAAUUCGGAUUUCCAGGUGGUUCAAAUUGGCCUAUAAUGUCAGGUUCAUUUAGAGGAGCUGAUGGUCUGAACUACUACUGCUGUGUAGCUAGUCCAACGAAUGGUUACAGGCCACCUGGAACGCUAGCAAACCAAAACGUUCCGGGCCAUACUGGCAGUUCAGACGCGGGCCAAUAUGGCCCUGGAGUUGGCGUCCAAGGUCCAGGAACAGGCACUAGUGGUAAAUAUGGUCCUGGAACAUCAGGUGGCCAGGGACCUGGAGGGCAAUUUGCUGCCGGAGGAGGAACAGGUGCGAAUUAUGGCCCCGGACAAUCAGGCGGUCAAGGCACAGGAGGGCAAUAUAGUCCUGGAAUUAGUGGUGGUCCCAUUACUGGGGUACAAUACGGCCCAGGUACAGUAGGAGGCCAGGGCCCUGGAGGACAAUACGCUCCCGGAGUUGGAGGCGGACCCGGCGGUUUGGGACAAUAUGGCCCGGGAACAGACGGUGGUCAAGCACCUGGAGGGCAAUAUGCGCCUGGUGUUGGAGGCGGGUCAGGCGGUGGAGGUGGAACCGUUCCUAGAGGACAAUAUAGUCCCGGAGUUGGUGGCGGCCCCGGUUCUGUAGGGCAAUUUGUCCCAGGAGUAAGUGGUUCAGGUACCGGAGGACAAUAUGUACCGGGAGGUGGAGGCGGAACUGGCUCUGGCUCUCAAUACGAUCCCGGAACAACUGGUGGUCCAGGUUCUGGAGGACAAUACGGACCUGGAGGUGGAGGCGGAAGCGGCCCUGGAGGUCAAUUUGGUCCUGGAACAACUGGCGGGCACGGCCCAGGAGGACAGUACGGCCCGGGAGUUGGAGAACAAUAUGGUCCUGGCGGCGUCGUAGGUGGAACUGGCCCCGGAGUCGGGGGCACAACUGGUCCUCGAGUACCCCUCGGUACUGGGGGACAAUACGGGCCGGGAACAGUGGGCGGCCAGGGACCCGGAGGACAAUAUACCCCCGGUGUUGUUGGAGGACCCGGUACUGGCGGGCAAUAUGGACAUGGCGUUGGGGCUGGAGUCGGACCUGGAGCGCAAUAUGGCCCUGGAGUUGGCGGCGGACCUGGUACUGGCGGGCAAUAUGGACAACAUGGCACUGGAGGUGGGAUCGGUCCUGAAGGACAAUAUGGCUCUGGAGGUGGAGGCGGGACCGGACCUGGGGCUACAGGAGGAUUAAGUCCUGGAGCUCAAUAUGGCCCUGGAGUUGGCGGCGGCCCUGGUACAGGCGGGCCAUUUGGAAAUGGCGUUGGUGGUGGGACUGGUCCUGGUGGACAAUAUGGCCCUGGAGGUGGAGGCGGUACUGGUCCUGGAGCUACAGGUGGAUCAGGUGUUGGAGGGCAAUAUGGCCCAGGAACUGGAACCGGACCCGGUACUGGCGGUCAAUAUGGUGGCCCUGGCGUUGGAGGUGUGGUCGGUCCUGGGGGGCAAUAUGGCCCUGGAGCCACAGGAGGACAAUAUGUUCCUGGGGCUAGUGGUGGACCUGGUACAGGCGGACUAUAUGGCCCCGGAGUAGGUGGUGGGACUGGUCCUGGAGCAACGGGUGGAGCAGGACCUGGAGGGCAAUAUGGCCCCGGAGUGGGUGGUGGUACCGGCCCUGGAGCAACGGGAGGAGCAGGUCCUGGAGGGCAAUAUAGCCCCGGAGUUGGAGGUGGAACCGGUCCUGGAGCAACGGGUGGAGCAGGUCCUGGAGGGCAAUAUGGCCCCGGACUUGGUGGUGGUAGCGGCCCUGGAGCAACGGGAGGAGCAGGUCCUGGAGGACAAUAUGGCCCCGGAGUUGGAGGUGGAACCGGUCCUGGAACAACGGGAGGAGCAGGUCCUGGAGGGAUAUAUGGCCCCGGAGUUGGAGGUGCAACCGGUCCUGGAGUAACGGGAGGAGCAGGUCCUGGAGGGCAAUAUGGCCCUGGAGUUGGAGGACAGUAUCCUGGCGGAGUAGGCGGGCCCAGUACUGGGGGCCAGGGACCUGGAGGACAGUUUGGUCCAAAUCAAGGAAUUGGGGCACAGUAUCCGAAUGGAUACAAUCCCUAUGGUGAACAAAUGGGUCCGGGAGGAACGGAUAAUUUAGCGGUGAGUCUAAGCAGUAGUUUUUACUUAUGUAAACCAUGUUAUACAAUUCUAGGUGUACCCCAAAAUGUCAUAGAUCCUAAUUCAAUUGCCGAUGGCGAUGACUCUGAAGCUGAAGCAAGUGUAAACCAAGCUGCUAAUGGAACAGUGGCCUCGGCAUCAUCUAAAGGCGGAAAUGACAAAGGUCGUGCUCAAACUCAUGUGCACGGAACAUACACCGGUAGUGGAUCAUUUUCAGCGCAGGCUGAAAUCACUGGUGAAAACAAAGCAGCAAACAGCGAGGUAACUGGAGACAAAAAAGGCGCGUCUAGUACCGCUCAAGGCAGUGGAAGAAACAACAAAUCGCAAGCUAAUGUUAAACUGGGCUCAGAGACUGGAUCAGUUUUAACAGGAUCACAGAGUGAAGGAACCCUACACUCGUCCAAUUCACAAGUACAAGGCAGUGUCAAAGGAGGUAUGGCUGAUGCACAAGCCCGGGGACCUGGGAGCACUUCUUCCCAAGCUCAAAUAGGCUUUACACCUUAUAAAGAAGGGGAUAAAUCACAUGAUUCACAGAAAACUCCAUUUGUUGGUGGUGGCGUUGCUUCAGCUCAGUCUAGCGGCCGAACCGGUAUGUCACAGUCCCAACUACACGGCACAUUUAAAUAUGGAAUAACAUACAAUGGCGCUGCGCAGGCUGGAGCCAGUUUAGACAAAGAUGCAGUAUUCCCUAAUAGAUUAUCUUUUGACAAAAUCGAUGUUUAUGAUGAAAACAAUAAAAAUGUAAAUGUUGAAGAAGAUAAUAAUUACACUACGGAAAAAUUUAAUGAUUUCCCCGCACUAUCUCAAACGGAAUCCCCAACGACUGAGGUCCCAUUCGAAGCUGACGUUGUGACAGAAUUAAACAAAGACGAAACAAUUGACGUUCCGUACGGUAUUCAUAAGCAUUCUGAUCAUCAUACAGAAGCAAACGAUCCAUCAUUAGUUCCAACUCGUUCUCCACCUGUAGAAAGUAGGCGGUCAUUCCAAACCACAUACAACAACAAUAACGAAGAAUACGAAUACGCGACAGACAAAGAUGAUAACCCACCUGAUGAUUAUGACGUUGACGAUGGCUUUGGACCUGAAGGAAAUGAUCCAACUGAAACCGAGCAAGGCUAUAUUAAUUCGAACUAUCAUGAAUUCUCGCGCGAUUCUGAAGCAACCCACCAGUCCCUUCAGAGCCAAAAACGGAAGGGCCUGGAAGUAAGGCAGACCACUGGUGGCAAUACACAACAUAUUGUAUUAGGUUCAUUGACAGACCACGAUGCAGAGAUAACCCAAAGAAAUUCUGAACGCCCGGAUGAAAGUAAAAUCUAUCAACCUGGAGAACGAGUACCUGGUACAGGUGGCUAUACAAUUCCAAUAGGAUUUACUGGCAGUGUUAAAUCCGUUGCGUCUAAAGAUAAAACAUAUGUUGUGGGCUCUAAGGAAUCACCUUCGCAAGCUCAAACCGUAUCGCUUACACCGGGAAGUGGUAGAGUGAAAUAUAAAUAUCCCACGUACGGUAGAAACGUAAACCCUAAAAAUUUAAGAUCUCUGUAUAAUGCUAAACCCGAUGACAAUAAUAGGUAUGUGUCAGUAUCCAAGUCGGUCACGCGAGCCCUCGAUGGUGAAAAUAAUAUCCGAAAACAAUACUCACACACUUAUUUCACAAAAUCCUCAUCUUGUGGUUAUUUUACAUUUACAUGCACUAUGGUUAGCAGCGCAGAGGGAAAGAAGAAAGUCUGCAAACCCAAGAUGCCGACUAAUCCGGAUGGAACGCCCAUGAGGUGUAAUUAGUCAUGAUAACGAAAAUCUGUUAAAUACUUUCAUUUGUAAACUAAUAGUUAUAAUUGUACAGAAAAUGAUUGUGUACGACGUUUCCCGAUUUCAGGCAUAAUCAAGUUUUUCCUAGAUUUAAAGACUGUUUUAUGCUUCGAGGAUAGAAAUUGAAUAUGAUGGUCUUUAGUUGUAAUCGGUUUAUGCUGGUAACAUGUGAAAUCAGUGUGGAGUUUAGUGGUAUUGUAUGGAUGUAACGAAUAUAGCAACUUAUACAUAAUACAUAAAUUAAUAUUAAUUUUUUAUAGUAUUGUACUUUGAUAAUUAAUAAUAGACUAAUGGAAAAUAAACCUGAUCAAAGUAUCGUA